Molecule: messenger RNA, 2511 nt
Organism: Rangifer tarandus platyrhynchus (Svalbard reindeer)
Lineage: Eukaryota; Metazoa; Chordata; Mammalia; Artiodactyla; Cervidae
Source: the annotation of a GenBank genome assembly
AUGGGCUGCGCCCCGAGCAUCCACAUUUCCGAAAGCCGGGGGGUGUACCCCGGCGGCAAGGAGGCCGAGGACGUGCCGGGCCCCGCGGCGCCGCCGCUCGCGCCCGGCGGGCCGAGCCUCCCACCCGGCCAGAAGACGGCCGCCUCGACCCGGGCCCCCGGCUCCAGCCUUGCAGAGUCCGAGCCUCGUGGAGGCAGCGGCAGCAAGGUAGCAGUAGCUGAUGUGCAAUUUGGCCCCAUGAGAUUUCAUCCAGAUCAACUCCAGGUACUUUUAGUGUUUACCAAAGAAGAUAACCAGUGUAAUGGAUUCUGCAGGGCGUGUGAAAAAGCAGGGUUUAUGUGUACAGUUACCAAGGAGGCUCAGACUGCCCUCGCCUGUUUCCUGGACAAACACCAUGACAUCAUCAUCAUAGACCACAGAAAUUCCCGACAUCUGGAUGCUGAGGCACUGUGCAGGUCUAUCAGAUCAUCAAAACUCUCAGAAAACACAGUUAUUAUUGGUGUAGUACGCAGGGUAGAUAGAGAAGAGUCAUGUGUAAUGUCCCUCAUUGCUGCUGGCUUCACAAGGAGGUAUAUAGAAAACCCCAGCCCCAUGGCCUGUUACAAUGAACUGCUCCAGCUGGAGUUUGGAGAGGUGCGCUCACAGCUGAAACUCAGGGCUUGUAACUCAAUGUUCGCUGCAUUAGAGAAAAGUCAAGAAGCAAUUGAAAUUACAAGUGAAGACCACAUUAUCCAGUAUGCAAAUCCAGCGUUCGAAACAACAAUGGGCUAUCAGUCAGGAGAGUUAAUAGGGAAGGAGAUAGCAGAAGUGCCUAUAAAUGAAAAAAAGGCUGAUUUGCUCGAUACUAUAAAUUCAUGCAAGGUGAGUAAGAGAGAAUGGCAAGGAAUUUACUCUGUCAGGAAGAAAAAUGGAGAUAAUGUACAACAAAAUGUGAAGAUAAUACCUGUCAUUGGACAGGGAGGAAAAAUUAGACACUAUGUGUCCAUUAUCAGAGUGUGCAAUGGCAACAAUAAGGCGGAGAAAAUAGCUGAAAGUGUUCAGACUGACAGUUACACAGAUAAUCAGUCAGGCAAACAUAAAGACAGGAGAAAAAGCUCCCUAGAUGUCAAAACUGUUGCCUCUCGAACAAAUGAAGUUUCCAGCCAGAGACGACACUCUUCCAUGGCCCGGAUUCAUUCCAUGACGAUCGAAGCGCCCAUCACCAAGGUCAUCAAUAUCAUCAAUGCUGCCCAGGAAAGCAGUCCCAUGCCUGUGACAGAAGCCUUAGACCGUGUGCUGGAAAUUCUAAGAACCACUGAAUUAUAUUCACCCCAGUUCGGUGCUAAGGAUGAUGAUCCUCACGCCAACGACCUCGUCGGGGGCCUGGUGUCUGAUGGUUUGCGAAGAUUAUCUGGAAAUGAAUAUGUUCUUUCAACAAAAAACCUCCAGCAGGCUCCCAGCAGCAGCAUCGUCCCCGUCUCCCUUCACGAUGUCCCAUCACAGAUAACUCGGGCCAUGGAGAAGGAGGAAUACUGGGACUUCAAUAUUUUUGAACUGGAGGCUGCCACUCAUAAAAGGCCUUUGAUUUAUCUUGGUCUCAAAGUGUUCGCUCGCUUCGGAGUCUGUGAAUUCUUAAAAUGCCCCGAAACGACACUGAGAUCCUGGUUACAGAUGAUCGAAGCCAAUUAUCACGCUUCCAACCCCUACCACAACUCCACACACUCUGCUGAUGUGCUGCAUGCCACUGCCUACUUUCUGUGCAAAGAAAGGAUCAAGCAAACUUUAGACCCACUUGAUGAGGUCGCUGCGCUCAUCGCAGCCACUAUCCACGAUGUGGACCACCCUGGGAGGACCAACUCCUUCCUGUGCAAUGCCGGGAGCGAGCUGGCCAUUCUGUACAACGACAUGGCUGUGCUGGAGCACCACCAUGCGGCCUUGGCCUUCCAGCUGACCACUGGCGAUGACAAGUGCAACAUCUUUAAAAACAUGGAGAGGAAUGACUACCAGACUCUGCGCCAGGGUAUCAUCGACAUGGUCUUAGCCACAGAAAUGACAAAACACUUUGAGCAUGUCAACAAAUUUGUCAACAUCAUCAACAAGCCCUUGGUAGCAUUAGAAGAAGAUGGGGAAACUGAUAAAGAUCAAGAAGCCAUAAACACCAUGCUCAGGACUCCAGAGAACCGGACGCUGAUCAAACGGAUGCUGAUCAAGUGUGCUGACGUGUCCAACCCCUGCCGGCCCCUGGAGCAGUGCAUCGAGUGGGCCGCACGCAUCUCAGAAGAGUAUUUCUCUCAGACAGACGAAGAGAAGCAACGGGACUUGCCUGUGGUGAUGCCAGUUUUUGACAGAAAUACCUGCAGCAUCCCCAAAUCCCAGAUCUCCUUCAUCGACUACUUCAUCACAGACAUGUUUGACGCCUGGGACGCCUUUGUAGACCUGCCCGAGUUAAUGCACCAUCUCGACAACAACUUUAAAUACUGGAAAGGACUGGACGACAUGAAGCUGCGGAGCCUGCGCCCGCCCCCCGAAUAG